Leptonychotes weddellii (Weddell seal) is the source of this 2214-nucleotide messenger RNA. The record is from RefSeq and is a predicted model, not a curated record. NCBI's taxonomy places the organism in Eukaryota, Metazoa, Chordata, Mammalia, Carnivora, Phocidae.
AUGACCAAAAUAUCUUCUGAGACACUGGAAACUGGCAGCAGCAAUAGCGACAUCUUCUCCCUGGGCAAGCUAGAGGGAUUACCCCCUCGGUCCAACUUCCAGCCGACAGGAAGUGAGGAGACCAUCAUCAGCGUGAUAGUGGAACUUCUCCAAAGAGUGGGAGACCAGUGGGAGGAGGAGCAUCUUCAAGCUCCUCGGCCAGAGGUGGUUCCACAGAACCCAGUGCCAGCCGUCAGGAAGAAAUCCCAAGAGAAGAAGUCUAGCCUCAAGAGAGCCUUUCCUCAUAAGAAACACAGCUCCGAGGAGCCUAAGAGAGUGGGGCCUGCAGAUGUUUCCAGCCCGGAGUCCUGGCCACUCAGGAGGCCCAACUUUUUGCCCCUGUGGGGGGGGGGCCAUCAGCCCUCCGCCUCCAGCAGCCCUGGUUCGGAGGAACCCCAUGUCCAAGAGGCCCUGUCUGCAGACAGCGGGGCUCCAAGUUCCUUCGAGCUUGCUGCCCAAGCAGGAAGCCAGGGACCCGAAGAGGACUUGCAGAUGAACAGAGCCUUGGAAUUCCAAGAAUUCAUCCAGAAGAUCAUUACCCUACUCCAGGAUGCGGAGGAGCAGUGGGGAGAGAAGCAGCUUCAAGUCCAGGAACCGGAGGUGGCUGUAGAAAACCUGUCCCCAUCCUGCAGAAGAAAAUCGCAUGAGAAAAAGUCCAGCUCCAGAAAAGCCUAUUCUCAUAAGAAACGCGGCUCCAAGGAACCGAAGAGAGCGGGGGCUGCAGCUGCCACCAGCCCGGAGUCCCGGCCGCACAAGAGGCCCAGCUUCCUGCCCAUGUGCAUGGGGGGCCAUCAGCCCUCCACCUCCAGCAGCCUCGAUCUGGACGAUGCUGAGUUCCAGGAGUCCUCGCCUACAGAAGGGACACCUGUUGGAUCCUCAGAAGCGCCCCCCAAGACCAGGGGCCACAAGCCAGAGGAGGGACUGCAGCCGGAUGAAGUGUUCGAAUCUAAGGAGCUGAUCAUUCAGGGGCUGGUGGAUCAUCUCCAAGAAGUGGAUGACCAGUUGGGGGAGCAGAUCAGGCGACACCCCAGCUUUAAGAGGUUUUUACACAAGCUCUCCGACUCCUCCCUCAGGAAGUUGGCAGCCACCCUGCAGAGCCGGAAGGCCCACCCUGCAGAGCCGGACAGGGACCUCACCAAGGGACCCUACCACUUUGCCUUUGGCCCGUCUAACAAAUUUGCCGGCAACAAUAGCCACGCCGUCCUCAGCCUCAUGGGCCUGUGCUCUGGCCAUAGCCAGCACAGCUAUACCCACCUCCUGUGCCCGGUGGCCCAGCAGAACAUCGCAAGUCUUGAAAUCCAAAGUCCAGAUUAAAAGCUAUGCUUUAAACUCAAGCUCCCUUGAACUAUUCAAACAAUUGGUGGCUUUAGGCAGGACCCUCUGAGGAUGCUUCAUGACACCCUCCCCAGAUAUGAACGAAGACAAGGAUGGAUGGCCAUCUGCAUACGUGUGCCAUCGUGGGCUUCUUGAGACUGGGAUACACGAAUCCCUCUUCCACUUAGCUGGACGCAGAGGCAAUGCUGGGGGAAGGAGAGCACUGCACCGGGAGUUAGGAGACCAGAGCUCCACCUGCUGAGCUGCCCCAAACUUGCUGCAAGACCCCGGACUUGUUUGUCUUCCACUCCAGACCUUGGAUUCUGGGCAAGUCUAUGUACACGACCCAUCAGAUUCCUUCUGACUCCAUCAUGCUGAAGUCUCUUUAAACGGGGGGAGGUUGGUGCUUCCACUCAGUGGCUAAAUACACCCCACUGAGCUGGAGGCAGUCCUUAAGUCCUCAUUGAAGGAAUGAAUGACCAGACGAAUGAGUGGGAGAGCUCCUGAGAUCCAGGUGAUUCUGCCAGGCAUUCCUUGGGAGGCCUUGGUCUUCCGCUAGAAUUGCGCAACCCGUAGUUCUCUCUCUAAAUUGGGGGCUAGGGCGGAAAUGGGGAGCUACCUUGACAGGCACUGGUCCUGAGCAUUGAACCAGGAGUCAGGGCUUUCACAUUCUGGGGUUAACCCUAGUACCAACUUAUGUACCCUUAUUUUUUACUAUCAUGUAUUUUCCUGAUCUGUAGGGGCUACAACUAUGCCUACUAUCAUGUGGAAGGCCGGCUGGCAUUUUCUAGAUGACAAUUUCAAAUGAGUCUUAGUUUGUUUUUGUUUUUUAAGAUUUUAUUUAUUUAUUUGUCAGAGAGA